AUGUCGUCGCCGCCGCCGCCUAGAUCCACCGGCGAAGAGCCAUCGAUUGAGAAGCCGAAGAAGAAGAGGAAGAAGCCGUCGCCGGCACUCCCCCAGACGCCGGAAUCGACUCUGGUUCCGUCACUUCCUGAUGAUUUGCUAAUAAGCAGCUUCGCACGCAUCUCCAGAUUACACUAUCCGUCUCUCUCCCUCGUCUCCAAGAGCUUCCGAUCUCUCCUUACCUCGCCGGUGCUUUACGAGACCCGAUCCUUACUAGGCCGCACCGAGAGUUGUCUCUAUGUGUGCUUAAAGUUCUAUCCUGACCCAAACCCUCGCUGGUUCACUCUCUGCCGUAGACCCAAUCGAGCGCUAACCAAUUCGACUAGAAAGAAGAAGAAAGAGAAGCCAAGUGGCCAUCUUUUGCUACCAAUCCGAAUUCCCAAUUCUCCUCGAGCUCAUUGGCAAGGAGUGGUUACAAUCGGUUCUAGUAUCUACUCCAUUGGCGGAACAAGCGAGGAUUUGCCUUCUUCUAGCGUAUGGGUUUUAGACUGCCAUUGUCACGUUUGGCGGAAAGCUCCAAGCAUGCGUGUGGAGCGGGCUUGCCCAGCAGCAAAUGUCUUUGAUGGGAAGAUAUAUGUAGCAGGAGGAGUCAACAACUUCAAUUCCUCAAACUGGAUUGAAGUUUUCGAUCCAAAAACCCAAACUUGGGAGUCUCUGUUGUGCCCCAUUGUAGAGAAAUGCAGCGCUAGUGUAGACAAGACCGCGGUGAUUGAUGGGAGAAUCAUUUACAUGUUUCAUAACGAGAGGAGUGUUGUUUACAGUCCAAAAGAAGAUAGAUGGGAAGGGAGAAGAGGACUGGCUAUGACUAUUUUGGAUUUAGGAUGGGCAUCGUAUUCUUAUUGCGUGGUCGAUAACGUACUCUGUUGUUUUGAGAUUUCAGCUGCACUCAAAUGGUUUGACUUUAAGCGACAAUACUGGAUAGAUAUUGAGGGAUUGAAAGGACUGCCUAAGCUUGCUGGUUAUAGCUGUGUUAAGAUGGCGAAUUAUGGUGGGAAGCUGGCUGUUUUCUGGACCAAGUAUCACCGUGCUAGCGGAUAUAAGGAGAAGAGGAUUUUUUGUGCUGUGAUUGCAAUUGAGAGACGCAAAAGUGAUGAUGAUGAUGAUGAUGAUGAUGAUGAGGAGGUUUGGGGGACGGUGGAGUGGAUUGAUCCUCUUCUUACAGUUAACUCUUCUAGAUUCGAGUGUGCACUUGCUGCUAUUGUUUGA
Molecule: messenger RNA, 1245 nt
Organism: Microthlaspi erraticum
Lineage: Eukaryota; Viridiplantae; Streptophyta; Magnoliopsida; Brassicales; Brassicaceae
Source: the annotation of a GenBank genome assembly